UCAUACUCUCUCUCUCUCUCUCUCUCUCUCUCUCUCUCUCUCUCUCUCUCUCUCGGAUUAAGGCCUUGGGUGUAUUUUCAGCCAAGAAGGCUUAUGGGAUCUCUGAUGAACAUGGUCAUAAUCCUCCCAGAGAACAAAACGAUUAAUUUUCAUGAUAACAGAGAAACAAAACUCAGUUCUUGAAUCUUAGCCAUGCAUUUGCAUGAUUUGCUUAUGAUAACAAACUUCAGUAAUAUUGACAUCUGGCAGAUUUAACUGAUGGACUCUGUCUCUCUCUCAAUAGGAUUAUGACGGUGGGUUCAUGUAGAUUAGGUGGUCUGUUCACUGUGGCCUUUAAAUCUCUCUGAUUAGAGAGUAGACAAACACUGACAGAGCGAUGUCAGAGACAGUCUGGUGUCACUUUAACCCUGUAAUCACUGUGAACUGGGUGCGUGGAGACAGAUAACAGCACGGUGAAGCUGCAGGACGUGAACUCAUGAUCGGUUCGGUUCUGAGGCCAGCGAGACGCCGUCACUGAAGGUCUGAGAAUAGAAGCUGUCAUGGUGGACCUGUUCCUGGGGAAGGUUCUGGUGAAGAACAAUAAAGACCGAGACGAGCUGGACACGGAGCGUGAGAUCGUCCUGCGGCUCCAGAACCGCAUCCUCAUGCUGUUCUUCGGCUCCGGUGAGUGUGAGAAGUGCCAGGAGUUUGCACCGACACUCAAAGACUUCUACAAGAAGCUCACGGACGAGUUCUACGUGGAGCGAUCGGCUCAGCUGGUGCUGCUGUACAUCUCUCUGGACUCGUCCGAGGAGCAGCAGGAGAAGUUCCUGAAGGAGCUGCCCAAACGCUGCCUGUUCCUGGCUUAUGAGGACCCCUACAGACAGGAGCUGAGCGAAAUGUUCGAGGUGCAGGAUCUGCCCAGGCUGGUGGUUUUGCGUCCGGACUGCUCUGUUCUCACACCUGACGCCGUGGAGGAAAUCUGUAAACUGGGGCCGGACUGCUACCGCAACUGGCAGGAAGGGGCGGAGCUUAUCGACAGGAACUUCAUGAUGAACGAGGAGUUCGACGAGGGCAAAAUGCGCAGCAUGACCGACCCCAUCCGACGAGUCAAAUACAAGGUGGAGGACAAGAAGAAGAAGAAGAAAAAGAAGAGAAAGAAGAAGGAUGGGGUGAGUGUGGAAGAGGAGGAUGAGGACGAGGAUGGAGAUGAAGAUGGAAAUGAUGGAGGAGGAGGUUGGGGCUGAGGUUAGGACAUCUGAUGCUCUGAUAACUAUUAGUGAAAGAAGCCACGAGUAAGAGUUGAUUACACAUCGCUGAUCAGAUCAAAUAGCAGCGCUGAGAGAAGAAAGAUGGAUGUUCUGCAGCAGUUCUCAACCCUUCAUCCAAGCCCCAUCAAUGUCCACAACAACAUUUGAAAACUAACAUGUUUCCUCUGGAAAGACAGAUGCUUUUAUUUGACAGAAACUGUGUUAGAAACUAUCAAUUUCCAGUUGUUCAUAAUUCACUGGAUUUGUCUUAGGCAUAAGAUAUUGAUAAGACGUUUUUAUCCUUAAUAUUUGAUUUCACAAAUGAAAGAAUUUACAUUUACUGUGCAUGCCACAGGUUAUUUUCUGCCAAAUCAUGUUAAUCCAUUAACCUGGAAAUUCAUAGUAAAUGUUUUAACUGUUUUUAAAGGGGUGAACUAAAAUAAAAAGUAUCUUGAUUUUUAUCUUUUUAAAUAACAUUAAGUCCUAGAGGCCCCUUUUAAAGUGUACUGAAGACCCCAGGUUGAGAACAACUGGACUACAUCGGCUGCUCAGUGACUGAUAGCUGAGCUCAGUUUCUCAAUUCAAGGAUCAGUUACUUCUUUUCAAAUACAUCUCUACAUUUCCAUGUCAUAGGUGUUCAUCUAUGAGUAUACAGUAUCACUAUAAGGAUCAUCAGAUGACUGCUGUUACAUAAAUGUAUACAUAAAUGCUCUUUUUUUUUAAAUGCAUGCUUUUUAUCAACAUUUGGAUUACUA
Messenger RNA from Carassius auratus (goldfish), 1984 nucleotides. It is a transcript of the gene nxnl1, whose product is annotated as nucleoredoxin like 1. The record is from RefSeq and is a predicted model, not a curated record. The coding region runs from base 540 to 1226 and encodes 228 amino acids. The transcript is spliced from 3 exons. Gene Ontology annotation, biological process: photoreceptor cell maintenance. Gene Ontology annotation, cellular component: mitochondrion. NCBI's taxonomy places the organism in Eukaryota, Metazoa, Chordata, Actinopteri, Cypriniformes, Cyprinidae.